UUCUUCUAUUAUUUUAUGUAUUAUCUUAUUAUAAUACUUGAUUGAGAUAAAACACUACAAAAGUAAUUGAUCGGUCUCCCUUCUAGAUACUCGAGAUUUAAUAAAUUCUAUCUGCUUUGGAUUUACAUAUGAUUCUCCCUUUUUGUUAUACUUAACAUGUUUGAUGGCUAGCAUCUUUAUAUGUGCAAGAAGUUAAUUUGUCUUCGUUGCUCCAUUAAAAGAAGAGAACAAUUGGUGUUCUGGUAUCAAUGAGUUCUAAAUCUGUGAAACGCAUCUCAGAAUGCUUCAUCAAAUCACUGCAUGACCUCUCACCGGAGGCAAAGCAGCCUUUUCAUUUCACACCCUUCGAGCUGCCAUGCCUCAACAUCAGCUACAGCCAAAAGGGUCUUCUCUUUGCAAAGCCACCACCGUCGGAAAGUCAAGAUUUCUCCAUUACCGCUUACCUUGACGACCUCCGGCGAUCCCUCUCCGCCACCCUCGAUCAUUUCUACCCCCUCGCCGGCCGUUUGGUCACUAAAAAAGAAGAAAAUCCAGCUUCCUAUGUUAUCUACUUAGACCCUGAAAACAGCCCCGGCGUCAAGUUUAUUUACGCGACGGUGGACGCCACCAUAUCGGACAUCCUUCAGCCUGCUGAUGUACCCGUGGUUGUUCGUUCAUUUUUUGAUCUCAAUAACGCCAUUAGCCACGAUGGUCACACACUGCCAUUGUUAUCCAUUCAAGUUACAGAGCUUGUCGAUGGAAUCUUUAUCGGUGGAUCUAUCAAUCAUAUGGUCGCCGAUGGAACCUCUUUCUGGCAUUUCAUGGGUGCUUGGAGUGAAAUAUUCAAAUCCAAAGAACAAUCUCGUUGCUCAAUCUCUCGACCUCCGGUACUCAAACGAUGGAUCCUCGAUGGAUCUGACCCGAUCAUCAAUCUCCCGUAUACACACCACGAUCAAUUCAUCGAUCGAUUGGAAGUUCCGCCCUUUAUAGAAAGAUUCUUCCACUUCUCAUCAGCCUCCGUCUCCAAACUCAAAGCUAAAGCAAACUCCGAAUACAAUACUACUAAAAUCUCAAGUUUACAGGCAGUGAUCGCGCUUUUGUGGAGGAGCGUUACCCGUAUCCGGCGACUACCAGACGACAGUCAAACCAGUUGUAGAUUGAUGAUAUCUAACCGGCGGCGGCUGAACCCACCUCUGUCUGAUGAUUAUUUUGGUAACCCAAUUUCUAUGGUCAGAGGAACAGCAACCGUCGGGGAAUUGAUGGCAAAUGGGCUUGGGUGGGCGGCUUUCCGGUUGCACGAAGCGGUGAUAAAUUACACUGAUACAUCAGUUAAGGAAAGCGUUAAGUCAUGGAUUGAAAAUCCAUUCAUUAUAAAAUUAAGUAAGAUGAUCGAUCGAAACUUCAUUCACGUUGGGAGCUCACCGAGGUUUGACAUGUAUGGAUGCGAAUUCGGGCUGGGGAAAGCGGUGGCGGCUAGAAGUGGGUGGUUGAAUAAGGGCGACGGGAAGAUAACGAUGUAUCCUGGACGGGAGGGUGGCGGGAGCAUGGAUGUGGAAAUUUGUUUUGCUUCAUCACAAACUAUGAUGGAUCUUGAAUGCGAUGAGGAAUUCAUAGAUGCUCUAAAGAUCGAACGAUGAUAAGCAAAAAUGUAAAAUAUUCAUGAAUGAAAGCUCCCUGUUUGAUGUGGGUCCUUUCAAGCUGUCCCUCGUUUUCCGAUCAACGGCUGAUAAUUUACCGCUUCUGGUGUUUUCAAUUUGGUGUUUUCAAACCUGAAUUGAGUUUUACAUAUAUUUUGAUUUAAAUAAAAUUUGAAUAUUUACCGA
Messenger RNA from Lactuca sativa (garden lettuce), 1802 nucleotides. Its product is annotated as putative acetyltransferase At3g50280. NCBI's taxonomy places the organism in Eukaryota, Viridiplantae, Streptophyta, Magnoliopsida, Asterales, Asteraceae. The record is from RefSeq and is a predicted model, not a curated record.